This is a messenger RNA of Drosophila miranda, 1413 nucleotides long. Its product is annotated as protein terminus. The record is from RefSeq and is a predicted model, not a curated record. The transcript has a single exon. Lineage: Eukaryota; Metazoa; Arthropoda; Insecta; Diptera; Drosophilidae. The coding region runs from base 39 to 1169 and encodes 376 amino acids.
UAAGAAGUCAUCCGUCGGGCAUCAGUAAAAUCCUAAACAUGCUACGACGAACAUACUCCCGCUUCAUCUUCGAGACAAUUGGGGAUUCGCGUAUCUUUCACCAUCAGCGUUUUGUCAACGAUUUGCAAAUAGAUUGUCCCACCUGUACGAGUUGUGUGGAGACCAGAGAGCCCUACAGUAGGCACUGGCAAAACGACCAUGCUGCCGGAACAAGCCACCAAAUCCAAAUGGACCCUGACGAGAGACUCCUCUUGAAGCGGAUCGAGACGGAGCGAAUAGAAGCGUUUAUGCUCUGCGAUGGGAGCGUCUCUGGCAGAACGAAUGACUUCCUAUUAGAGGCUGGAAUGGAGGCAGUGCCCCAACUGCUGCGAUUUCUUAGCUUUGGGGCCACCAAGUUGGAGGUGACUAUUGGAUUUUAUGUGAACGUGAAGAAGGAACGAAUGUAUUACGAAAGUAGUCCGAUGAUUGUCGAACACCACCUGGACAUUGUGGAAUCUGUGGAUAUGCUCUUCUCCAUGUUGCUGGAGAAGAUUAGCAACUAUGUACUGCUGCAGCAGCGUGUUCCCUUGGAGGCUUGCGUCAUAAGACGAAUGAAAGUGACCGUAAAGCGUCAUAGCAAUCCCAUAUCGGUCCAGUGGCGAUCCACCGCAAAGCUACCCCUCCAGUACCGCGUAAAGAGGUUAGAUACUGGAACCAACAAUGCCACUCUAUUCGCCGAGAUCUGUCAGAGCCCCAGGGAUAUAUUCCAUAUUGGCCUCUUGCCGGAUGCGUUGCAGGUGAAUUUGUACUGCUUUCGUGUCUGUGCCAGCACCAAAGAACUCUACGCAGUGCCCUAUCUAAUCCGCCAUGACGAUGUCGAAAACACCCCUACAUUCGUCAUACACACCGAUAUCGCGGGACAUUUCCGGGGCCUACAGGAGAUCCGGAAUGUGCGCAAGUUCCUUCGCGCCGAUAGGCAGGAUCGCGUGUUCGAAUGCCGGAAAUGCAAGUCGCGUUUCGGCGAUCGCGUUCAGUUCGCAUUGCAUAAACAAAUCGAUUGUGGACGUGGCUUCAUGGUGUGGCAUUUGGAAGAAGAUGCCAUAGAGCUGCACCACAAUUGCUUGCCGCUACCCAAAGGCUACUUCAAGCACGACUGGUUUGGUUUGGGUACCAAUAAAACUUUAAAAUAAAUUGACACCAUGGCCUCGGACUCACCUUACGCAAAUCUAUAACCGAGCAACCAGCCACUGCUGACACGUGCAUAAGAACUUAAAAAGGACUUACCGCAAUUUCAUUUUCGUUUUUCAAAAAUAUACUCUACUCGUAUUUAAGGUUAUGAUAAUUACUUUCCACGAAUAAAAAUAUACCAUAUAUACCAGCUCCACAAAAAGAAUAAUUAAAAGUUAACCAACAAUUUAUUUUUCUGUACAAUCA